Penicillium griseofulvum is the source of this 1536-nucleotide messenger RNA. RefSeq lists its product as uncharacterized. The coding region runs from base 1 to 1536 and encodes 511 amino acids. Lineage: Eukaryota; Fungi; Ascomycota; Eurotiomycetes; Eurotiales; Aspergillaceae. The record is from RefSeq and is a predicted model, not a curated record. The transcript has a single exon.
AUGUUUGUUCGAGGAAGACUCGAUCAGUCCAGUAGCCCCCAUUCGAAUCUUCCAGCAUCACAGAGCCCCAGACGUGAAAAGCAACCCGAUUCCGACUCCAUUUCACCAUACGAUAACCCAGAAUCAUCUGAGUCGGUCCUUAGUGAUGAAAGAUCUAUAUACAAUGCGAUCAGAGUCACCACACCAAAUGAUUCUAGCCCUCGUUUCUAUGCAUCUCUCGCCCAUGAUAACCCCGUGCACGAGCAAGGCUUAGCGGUAAACAUGGCGAAAUUUGCUACUACAGAUUCACAGGAUGAUCAUACUCUUAUCAUUAUACCAGGAGGAAAACGACAGAGAAUGGCCGGGAAGCUUGGGAAUCAUGCCAAGCUGUUAUCUGACCAGUACUGGCAAGCUACACAACGGCGGCGAUGUCCUUUGAGUAGAACGGCAUCGGUACCAGACCCUCACCGAUCUUUAAAUCGCAAGGCUGUCUCUCUUGAUACGAAUGAUAGUAUCGACAGGCCCAAAUGGCCUGGAUGCUUGGGACCUGCCGUAAUGACCGUCCAGCCUCGAUAUCCACCGCCAGAAAGAAAGCCCACACCCCCUGGCCUUCCCUCCUUCGGUACGUCAGAGGCCAUGUCCUACUCUGCGCAGUUCAUGCUCCCAGACAACGGUGUACGACCACCCACAACACUGCAUUGUGGGGGUCUUUCUGGUAGUCAGCGUGGAAGUUCGUAUGGUGAUACCCUAAGGAGAUUCUUCGGCUUCUCGUCUUCUACAUCCCAUACUGGCGGGAUCUCCGUUAAUGGCAUAGGAAGAGCCGAGGACGGAACACUGGUACAGGGCCGGUUCCCCCAUCGACAAAGUGGCCAUGGAAUGAGCAUUGGUCGACAGCUGCAUGAACACCCUUUUCAUCAACGCAAUCUUCCCAUUGCCCAACCCGAAGUCACUGAUACAAGCCAUGAUUCCCAUAUUGAAGCUGCACACACAAAGGGUGAUCUCGGGGCUCGCCCAGGCAGGCGUGUGCAGCCUCCGGCCUCCCCAUCUCGACGACAUUUUCCUUUUACAUCGAGUCCCACCCCUGCUGUGGUAAGCCGCGCACCGCGGCACAGAGACACUGGACAUCUCGGCGUGUCGUGCAACUCGCUUGGAUCAGACGGUCCUACAGAUUCAGUGGAAUCUUCUGCCCAAGGAACUAGAGCAACUGGAGACCAUAUCCCCCCACAUCCGUCGCGGUUGCAUUCCGUUUUGACGAUUGUCCGCGGCGGUGCAGAUGAAGGCCCUCAUGCAAGCACGCCCAUUUGUCCGGACGUUCUGUCAUGGGUAAAAUCCCAGACUUGUCUCUGCUGCUGCUCGGGCAGCCAAGAGGAACAGGAUGAUUCUCUUGGGGCGACCAGCUCGCGGGAAACAUAUGUAACGGCCCAGAGCCAACCAUCGCCUGCUGGAUCCCAGAAUGAAAACAGUGAGGGGAAUACUCGUUUCCAUGGCCUCCAGGCAUGGAUUUCAUCUCUUUACGGUGCCAUGUUCCCGGCCCCUAUGAACCCUACCGCUGUAUAA